AUGAAGCGUCUUCAUAGUGAAAAGAAAUUUGCUACGCCUCCAACAACAGUUGUUCCACCCGUUUCAGCUACUCUGCCACCAGCAUCUCUGACUACACCUCCACCAGCAGUUACACCAACCGUCUCACCACCACCAGCUCCAAAGGUUGCACCAGUUAUCAGCCCAGUAGCUCCGCCUCCACAACCACCACAAAGCCCGCGUGUGCCAGCUUCAACCGUCUCACCACCGCUUGCACCAGCCUCUCCCCAACCGGCAUCACCACCACCAGCAACUUCUCCACCACCAGCUUCACCGCCUCUAGCGCUUACACCAAUAACUCUACCACCAGCACCAGCUCCUGCCAAGCACAAGAAAAAGCACAAACACAAGAGGCAUCACCAUGCCCCAGCUCCAGCACCAACUCCUCCAAGCCCUUCAUCUCCUCCAGUUCUAACAGAUUCCCAGGACAUGUCUCCAGCACCAUCACCAUUUCAGAACGCGAACGGAGGAAAUGCCUUGACCGAGCUAGAAGGAAGAGUAGCAAUGUGGCUCAGCACCGUACUGGGAACUCUCCUCCUGAUGGCUAUCACAGCCUAAAGUCUCUAGCUUUCUUCUCACUAGAUCACCUAUGUAUCAACUCCAAAAGCUACAUUUUUCCCCAUUGUAUACCAAACACAUUUGAUUAAAAAAUAAUACAUUUUUUUCUUCUCUAUUCUUUGCAGAAAAUAAAAUCAUAUCAAAUUUGAUCAGUACUUGAAUCCUUGGAGGUUUC
Brassica napus (rape) is the source of this 751-nucleotide messenger RNA. Its product is annotated as lysine-rich arabinogalactan protein 19-like. The transcript has 3 exons. Lineage: Eukaryota; Viridiplantae; Streptophyta; Magnoliopsida; Brassicales; Brassicaceae. Gene Ontology annotation, cellular component: plasma membrane. The coding region runs from base 1 to 576 and encodes 191 amino acids. The record is from RefSeq and is a predicted model, not a curated record.